Messenger RNA from Leguminivora glycinivorella, 4081 nucleotides. RefSeq names its product failed axon connections (gene fax). The coding region runs from base 171 to 1295 and encodes 374 amino acids. Gene Ontology annotation, cellular component: cytoplasm. The record is from RefSeq and is a predicted model, not a curated record. The transcript is spliced from 6 exons. NCBI's taxonomy places the organism in Eukaryota, Metazoa, Arthropoda, Insecta, Lepidoptera, Tortricidae.
ACGGACAGGACACCUUUGUUAACUUAAUGCUGCGUUUGCAACGCGCUCUAGCAUAGCGGCUGUGAACUAAAUUUAUUUAAGCGGCGCUGUCUCUCGGGUCGGGCUUGUCGUGUGAUUUUAGUGCGUGAAUAAUAAGUUUUUGAAAAAGACUAUUAUAGAAAUUUGUAGAAAUGGCGACAGAGGUAACGAAUAAUGCACCAGUUAUAACUGAAAAAGAGAAAGAACUGAAAGAAGAUGCCGCCGUAGAUAAUGGUCAAACUAAAGAAGAGGCGCCGGCUGCGGCAGAGAAAGUAGAAGAAAAGGCCGAAGAGAAAAAACCUGAACCGGCACCACCAAAACCUACAGUGCAUAAAGUUAAUUUCGAAAAAGAUAUCGUAUACUUGUAUCAGUUUUCGCGAACACCGCUGUUGCCGUCGACUUCCCCGUACUGCUUGAAGGUAGAAACAUGGCUGCGUUUGGCUGGUGUAAAGUACGAGAACGUCGAUCACAAGGCGAAGUUCCGUUCCAAAAAGGGGCAACUGCCGUUCGUGGAGUUGAAUGGUGAAGAGAUUGCCGACAGCACUUUCAUCAUCAAAGAUCUUUCUGAGAAGUUCCACAAGGAUCUCGAUGCGGCGCUGACGCCGGAGCAGCGGGUGCUGUCGCACGCCAUGAUCUCCAUGAUCGAGAACCACCUCUCGUGGGUGCUGCUGUGGUGGCGCGCCAAGUACCCCGACAGCGUCAUCAAGGGCUACCAGAUCAACCUGCAGAACGCGCUCAACACCCGUCUGCCGAACCCCAUCCUUAACUUCUGCUACAAGCUCACGUCUGGUCGCAAGGGCAUGAAGAAGGCGAAGGCCCACGGCAUCGGCGUCCACAGCCAGGAGGAGAUCAUCGAAUUUGGCAAGAACGACCUGCGCGUGCUGUCCGACCUGCUCUCCGACAGGCCCUUCUUCUUCGGCGACGAACCCACCCUGCUGGACGUGGUCGCGUUCUCCAACCUCGCUCAACUGAACUUCAUCGACAAGGAGGUGGCCCACCCGCUGCGCGACGCCAUGAACGACAGCUUCCCGAACCUCGUGGGGCUCGUGUCGCGCAUCAAGGAGCGCGCCUUCCACGACUGGGACGACAUCUGCACCACGCUCGACCUCAACGCGCACCUGCCCAAGCCCGUCAAGGACACCAAGGAGACCAAGGAGGGCACCGGCCCUGCUGAGAAACAGCCGCUCCCAGAUGAACCUGAAAAGGGCAAGGGCGACGAGAAGGAGAAGGAGGGCGGGGAGGGCCAGGAGAAGGAGAAGGAGCCUGAGGACAAGUAGGCGGCGGCGCACUAGAGCCAGGCUCGGCAGGCUCGGCAGACAUCCUGUACAUUGUAAGCGUGUAAAUCCAUUUGUCUUUCCCGUUUUUUCGUUCACGAGGACGCCCGUGCGCCAAUCGGUAUAGUGUGCUUUUAAUGUUUCAUUCACAUGUGUUCGCUCGAUGUCGUCUCGUCUAGGUAAUCUCGAACAUAAACCUCUCCUGUCCGUUUCGAAUGCUCUUUUUAUUGUGACUGACAUCUUUUGUAAUUAUUAUUAAAUUGUAUUUCUAUUAGUUUCAUACGUCGAUAGGAAAUUGGCUAAUGUAAGCUCUAAGAUAUAUUAUUGUUUAGGUACUUACAGGAUUAGAUAAUCUUUUUAUUCAGAUAAAUUAUCUAUUUAAUAAGGGAUACGUACGUAAAUAAUAUUAAUACUCAUACAUGAUGAAAUGUUUUAUAAGUAUCCGUGAGCGGUAAGUACUCGAUCUGUAGUAGAGUAGGUUACUGAGCAGGCCAGGCCGUCGCCCGCGCCCGGCUCUCGUCUCGUAGUGUCCGUCUAGUUUAGCACAAACUAUUCCACUAUUGUUCGCCGUCACCGAACUCAUCGACACAUCUAUUUCGUUCUCAUCUCAUUCCUUAUGAAUUUUAAAUAAGCUACAAUGUUUAGUCUAGAAAAUUAAUAUUGAUACCAAAAAUUGGCUGAUGUUUAGUAGUUAAUUGGGUAGUAUUAUCAAAUUAUAAAUUUCGGCUCGUCGAUUAGAAAUGAGCUGGUAAAUAAUUAGACUGUUUUGAGAUUCUUGUACUUUAUCAGUUUUUACAACUAAAAAUUUACAAUUUACAAAUUUUUGAUAAACGAAAAAGCCUGGAAGACUGUUUUUCAUGUUAUUAUGUAAUUCAUAGUCCAUAAAGUUUUUGAUAUUGUAUUAAUUGUUAAGAUUAAGAACGAAUAUGUACUCAAAUUUUAAUAUCUACGAAUUAGAAUCCCUUGUUUGAUAAGAAUAAUUUGUUACGCGUACGAGUCGGCCGUGUAAGAGUGAGGCACAGGCGCGAGGCCGGCUCCUGUCCACAUUCCACCGCAUUCGCUCACGCGCACCGCGGGUGCCGAUGCCGUGCCGACUCUCGGGCGCACCACUAGCUCCUGUCUCCUCAAAUGGCCGGUUUGUUUUCGCACAUUACUUAGGUACUUAUUUCCAAGUUUUCCUUAUUGUAGUAAUCACUGAAACAGGCUUAAGAUCAUGUUUUUUGUCGCAUCCAAAACAUUCUAGCCCGAUGAUUCGCCUUGCAAGUUAUUGGAUACUUAGCAUGUUUUUAUACAUCUAAGUGCAAACAAACACCAGGCUGAUAGUAGUAGUGGAAGCUUGUGGGUUUACAGCCGUAGUAGGAUGUUACAAUAUUGAUUUAAAAAAUGUAAACUUUUACUAACAUUGAAAUGAUUCUUUACAUUCGGCUUGUCCCCGUAGUCCCCGUACAACAUUACUCACAUAAGUAUAAUAAUAAAUGAUACUUGUAAGUCUCUAGUAGGUCUGAAGAUAUUGCAUAUAUCACUUAUAGAUAAAGAUAGGAUUAAGCAUAACCAAAUACGGUUUACGGUAGACUAGGAGGGAAGGAGUUGAUGAAGAUGAAAAUAUUCGUCGGGUCACUCGUGGAUUCGAUAAUAGUUAACUCUGUAUACAAUAAGGUCAAGACUUUAUUUGACGUAAUUUUUGAUUUGAGAAUUUUUGGGGAAUGGUUGACUACGUCCCUCCCGACAACUGCUGACCAUCACUGCCAUUAGUCUCACAAUAAAUAUAAGGUUUAAUAUAGGAAGAAUUAAUGGAUUAAGAAACGAUUGUUAUUCAUAAGCUAUGUACUAGUUUGAAGAAGUUUUUUUAAUCAAACGAAUCCUGAAUGAACUAUCAAACACAAAUAAUAUCAAAACAGUUAAAUAAUAAUGUAGAGAUUGGGCUUGUGUAAACGAGUCAGUAGCAGAGCCUGUUUCAGUGUGACACGAACUGGAAAGAGGUACGCAUGAGGCUGCCACUUGCUCACCACGGCACAUGCACAGCCUGCGAAUGCCACCAUCGCGCGUGCGACAUGGGGCGAGGCUAGCGAGGCCGCUGUCUUUAUAGGGUAACCGUCGCGACACUUGCGUGCGAGCUGUCUAUUUUAAAUAUAAUAAAACAUUUUGGGUUUUUCUUACUAAUCGCCACCUAGUUGUCCGUGGUAAUUACUGAGAUUUAACUAGAGGUCAUUUUAAUUACCACAGAUAUUAACUUUGUGGUAAGUAGUGGAAAUAACCAGAGAUUUUACCCAACAUCAUUCGAAUGUAUUUGACCUGAAUCUAGGUAGUUUUAGGUGUCAGGAAGCAACUAUGAAUGAAUUAGAGAACUGUAAACGGAAGAUUAUGGUCGUUCUCGAAGUAGGUACCUAUAAUAAUGUAAUGAUAAUUUUAAUGAACAUGAGAUACUUUUAUUUGUGUUGUUGUAAGUUAGUACUAUUAUUACAAAGUAAUUAUAAUUACCAUACAAUAGUGAUAAGAUUUUCAAGUAUGUUCAUAUUAUUAUAGCAUGUAGCAGACAAUUUUGAACAAUGAGUUGUAAUAUUCAUAUAGUUGUUUUUAAUUCAUAUAAUCAUUCUUAAUUCACUUAGUAAUUGUGGUUUUCAAUUAUUGUGUCAAUAUUCUAAUAUUAAGUCAUAUUCAGCUAGAUUAUAAUGGUUCGCCAUAAAUGUGCCGACUAAGUAAUACACAACUGAGCUUUCAGUGGACACAAUGUUCUCAUUAGGAUUUCAGUGUUAUAUAUUCUGUCGCCAUUAAAGUAUAUAUCUACCAAA